UAUUUAGCAUCAGCUGGUAUCGUCCAACCACUAGCGUCGUCGUCAGUUCUUGCGAUCGUGAUCAUUUAAUAUUUGAAUAUGUAUAAACGCGGUGCGUUGAUAGUUUUAGAAGGUUGUGAUCGGGCAGGUAAAUCGACCCAAGUGAAGAUGCUGAUGAAUGCGUUGAACGAUCUGCGGAUCCCUGCGAAGGCCCGGGCAUUUCCAAAUAGAAAGACUCCUGUUGGAACUAUUUUAAAUAGUUUCUUAUCAAAAGAGAUAAAUAUGCCACCAGAGGCUGCUCACUUAUUGUUUUCUGCUAAUCGCUGGGAGUGUAAGGAGGAUAUGGAGAAGACGCUUCGAUCCGGUACUACUCUAGUGAUAGACAGAUACGCAGCUUCUGGCACUGUGUAUACAGCAGCUAACACCGGCAGAAGUCUUAGCUGGUGUCAGCAGGCUGAUUUAGGUCUUCCAAAGCCGGACUGUGUAGUGUUUCUCAAGGUAUCUAAACAACAGCAAGAACUGCGUGGUGACUGGGGGAAGGAAAGGUUUGAGCAUGACGAAUUUCAACAGCGUGUCAAUGCUAAUUAUGAAAAAUUAAGAGACGACACUUGGGUUAUUAUAAACGCUGAUCAAGACGAAUCAGCAGUGCAUGCUGAAAUAUUACAAAAAACAUUGUCUGUUAUUCAAGACGUUCAAUAUCAUAGUAUAGAAUUACUAGGUGACUGAAAAAAAUGUUAAUAAGUCUGCAUGUGUUCCUACCUCAGCAAAUUACUACAUUAAUAAGUAUUUGCUAUUCUUUUUUAAUAAAAUCUUGAUUAUACAAUAAAUACA
Molecule: messenger RNA, 810 nt
Organism: Acromyrmex echinatior (Panamanian leafcutter ant)
Lineage: Eukaryota; Metazoa; Arthropoda; Insecta; Hymenoptera; Formicidae
Product: thymidylate kinase
Biological process (GO): dTTP biosynthetic process; dUDP biosynthetic process; dTDP biosynthetic process
Cellular component (GO): cytosol; cytoplasm; mitochondrion
Molecular function (GO): ATP binding; dTMP kinase activity; nucleoside diphosphate kinase activity
Source: RefSeq, a predicted model, not a curated record